Messenger RNA from Portunus trituberculatus (swimming crab), 3245 nucleotides. RefSeq names its product TAF6-like RNA polymerase II p300/CBP-associated factor-associated factor 65 kDa subunit 6L. Gene Ontology annotation, molecular function: RNA polymerase II general transcription initiation factor activity; transcription coactivator activity; protein heterodimerization activity. The coding region runs from base 104 to 1876 and encodes 590 amino acids. NCBI's taxonomy places the organism in Eukaryota, Metazoa, Arthropoda, Malacostraca, Decapoda, Portunidae. The transcript is spliced from 9 exons. Gene Ontology annotation, cellular component: SAGA complex; transcription factor TFIID complex; SLIK (SAGA-like) complex. The record is from RefSeq and is a predicted model, not a curated record. Gene Ontology annotation, biological process: transcription initiation at RNA polymerase II promoter; RNA polymerase II preinitiation complex assembly.
AAAUAAGAAGAAUUGACAUUAAAAGAAAAGAAGAAGCUAGCGGUCGCUCAUCGAAUCAAGAUCUAGAUCAAGAUCCACCACCGUUGUGUUGUGUUCCCGCAUUAUGGGAGACAGAAAUGAUAACAGAGGUGAUGAGAAGCGAUGUGCUCAAGUGGCUGUGGAGAGCAUCAUCACUUGGGGGGAGGCAGCAGGUGUGGCAGACCUUCCACAAGACCUGGCCCGUGUCAUUGCUGCAGAUGUCACCUACAGACUUCGACAGACCCUCAGUGUGUGUGGACAGUUUCUGAGACACAGCAAGAGGCGCAGACUAACCCCAGAUGACAUCAAUCGAGCGCUUGUGUGGAUGGAUGUCCCUUCUGUCAAUGGGUACACAAGCAGUGACCCAGUGGAGUGGCAAGCAGUGCCUGAGGUGGGGGUGCACAUCCCACAUGAUCCCAUAGUCAACCUAGCCAGCACAGGCCUCAGUGGAGACAUAUUUCACCAGCCUGGCAGCCCUUGCGUCAGAGGAGAGUGGGCGUACAUCACAGGGCACACCAUAGUGAAAGGAGAGGGUGGUGGAGACCCCAUACCAGCCCCCUUGCCCUUAGCAGCAGACCAUCUUCAGUAUUAUAAGACGCUGUUCAGUGUUAUCACUGGGCCAUCAAAUGACCUUUUCAAAUUGAUGUGUGAAGAUGUGGCAUCUAGCCCUGGUGUGAAUGGCAUUGUGGGUUACAUAGUGGGUGGCGUGAUGCGAGGAGCUCACCGGGCAAGACAGAAGCCAUGCAUCCUUCGUCGCCUGCUCCUCAUUGUACAAGCACUUCUCCUCAACCCGAACCUCCACCUGGGUCCUCAGAACUAUAUGCGUGACAUCAUCAACGUGCUUGUGUAUUGCAUCAUUAUUGAACGCAAGUCUCCUCAAGACACUCAGAUGAUCCGCAGCUUGGCUUGCAAUGUGCUGCUUCAGGUGGUGUCACGAGAGCCUGGGUGUCGGGUAACCUGGGAGGGAGUGGUGAGUAGUCUGGGAGGGGUGGUGGCCAGUAGCAGCAGGCCGUGGGGACAACAUGUAGGGGCACUCAUUGGGCUCCUCACCCUGGGAUGUCCUGCUCUGCUACACAGCCUCACUCCCAUUGCCCGUUCAUAUCACAACCGUCUGGCCCACGCCAUUGCCCAGGCACCAAGCCCCAGCACUCGUGAUGCCCUGGAUGCCCACACAGCCAAGUGCCUCUUGCUGGGUGGGCUCGUCAAUGUCAUGAAAAGCUACGUUAAGAGUCUCCCAGACAAUAUGGUAAUGUUUUCCUCUACAAAGGAGUCUACAUCACCUCCAGCAUCCUCCAUGUCAUCCAGUGGCAUGGGAGAAGGUGACGUGCCCUUUGAACAAGUACAGGAGAUCUACAACCUUGGGGAGGAGGCAUAUGGAUCAGCUUUUAUAGCUCAGGUGCCUACUGUGUACUUGUGCUGCACUCCCAAUCAUGUUCCUAGCUUCUUGCAGUCUUCUGUUUACAGAGACCAAGCCAUCUCUGGGGACGCUCUUCUCAACCCUCCACCCGCCAAGCGACCCAAUUAUAAAUCCUCAUCCUCACACCACCUGCACCAGACACUAAGCAGAGCCAAGGUAAGAAGAAGAGACCAGUCCUAUGCACCAGCACAGGUGUUUGAGGGAUACAGGAGUCUCCCUGAAAAAUUUAUCCAGGUGAAUAUCGGAGGAUGUCCGACAAAGAGUUUCAACAAACUUAAGAGGAGAGAAAGUUCUUUGCCCACAGUUGUGCCACACCCACACCGACCCCUCCUUGCACGGUAUUGUACAAGGCUCACUGGUUGUAUGCCCCACAACACCUUCACCAAACCUCUGCAUCCUCCACUAAGACCUGGACCUUCAUUACAGUACCUAAUCCUGUAAUUAUGUGGACACAUUAUACUAACCCCUUAUUACCUUGUACAGUACUUAUCCUGGUGUGAAAGACAACUGCAAUAUGUGUACAAAAUUAGCAAUACUGCUUUCUUGUCAAACUGCCAGUCAAACUCAGUCUUUAGAGCAGUGGUUGUUAAGGCCUUUAUGGGUAGAGUUGCAUGGAAGACCUAUAUCAUCACAUGAGUCUGUGCAAUUAUCAUGUGUAUAUAUGUGAUGUAAUUCAUUAUGACUAAGACAUGUCAUUGUCAUAUUUCCACAUUAUGAUCAUCACUUAAGAUGUAUAUGUAGCCACUCAAGUGUUCAUCCAUGGAAGACCUGAUAUUUGUGUGCCAAAUUUUAAAUGGAGAAAAACAUGAAAGUAAAUAAAGUACUUGGAAGGAUUUAUGUAUCUAUUAAGGAAUAGAAUUGUAGAGUGAUGUUGGAUGUUGGAGAAAAGGUUGUGAUUACAGGGACGUACAGAACAGGUCAUGUAAUAGGGUUGCUCCAUAUAAAAGAAAAAUUGAGAAAAUUUAGAGAUGUAUAUAUAUUAAUGAGGAAGGUUUUAGGAUCCAGCAAUGGAGAAGAUGGAACUUGUUCAUAUACACUUUUGUGCUCUCUAAUGCUCAGUGAAAUAUUCCAUAAUAUGGGAUCUGGCUUGCUUAUAGUCUUGUCUUCUCUAAAGUGGCUUCUGGAUCUCGGUUUGAAUGGUGUCCCAGGGAAUACUUGGUUGUCAGAUCUUUAGGGAAAUCAUGAGCUCUCCUUGUAGUAAGUGCAUUGAUCAACAGAAAACAAGUAUUAUUCACAUCAAAUCAAUUGUUAUCAGUAAGCUACAGUGUUUAAAAUCCAGGAGCCAUUUUAGAGUAGACAGACUAUAGCACAUUGGUAACAUCUGGAUGGAAUCAAGUUUUCUGUGCAAUACAUUUAGAUUAUGCUAAUGUAAUACCUAAUUUACUCAUAUGCAAAACAUCAACUGCAAUUAUGUCAUUGGUUCUACAUUAGUUGAACUUGCAUAUUCUCUCCUUUGAGUUCCAGCUUUUCAGAAAAAAUUAAUUGUACUUAAUAGUAUUAAGCAAUGUAAAAAUAAGUGCCUCAAUGUGCAGUGGCCUGUGUACCCACAAAUCUACAGGCACUAGUUAAAGUGGUUGCUGGGCAAGUUGGCACACAACUCACCCUGCAGUUCAUCCUUUCUUCAAGGUGAUCCUUAAUGAGUACCUAGGAAACCUGGGAAGGUAAACUGGAAAUUAGAUGUCACCAUGAUUCUGUGUGGAGCAAGCGAAUGUCACCACAAGCUCAAAGGCCAAGACAGGGAGGAUCACCCAGGCCAGACACAGAUAUGUACCUUGAAUGUAAAUGUAAUUAAUGAUACCCAUUUUUUGUA